Frieseomelitta varia is the source of this 2963-nucleotide messenger RNA. Its product is annotated as major facilitator superfamily domain-containing protein 12-like. NCBI's taxonomy places the organism in Eukaryota, Metazoa, Arthropoda, Insecta, Hymenoptera, Apidae. The record is from RefSeq and is a predicted model, not a curated record. The coding region runs from base 1478 to 2809 and encodes 443 amino acids. The transcript is spliced from 6 exons. Gene Ontology annotation, cellular component: membrane. Gene Ontology annotation, biological process: carbohydrate transport. Gene Ontology annotation, molecular function: symporter activity.
UCUGGCUGAAAUUGCGACCAAACACUACCAUUCACAGUCUCGCGAGUGAUUUUUUUUUUCUGCCCGAUAAGAUUACAGCUAUCGGAAAGUGGUAGCGUGCCGUUGUAAUCGAGCCGUCGCGUCGUCGAUUUAACGAUAAUCCCCGGCCCGUAAAGCGGGAAACAGCGCGCGUUUGAAAGUUCAGUCGCUCAGGUGGUUACGUCGCGGAAAGUCGCGGUCGUGUUUCGCUCGCGGUCGCCAACGAGAAUGCCCGUGGACAAGAAGAACCGGCUCGACGUCGCACGUUUCGAAGAUUGAUACGUACCGAUAAAUCACGCUUGCUUCUAAACGCGAUCCCUCCGUCCACGAGUGCGCGAUCCUUUUAAGAUUCUGUCACAGUGUUCUGUACAGCGUGUAGCAUUCGCUCGACGCGAUUUAAACGAUCGAUACGCGUCGGAAAAACGAAAGAGGUAAUAAUCGGGAGAAAAACAAAUACGAUCUCAUCCGGUAGCGAUACGUCGUGGAAUUCGAUACGGUGUGUGACAUGUAUAUCGUGGGCAUUUCUACUACGAUUUGUCAAUGACUCCACGCUCCUGAACAAAGAUAACGUAUCCGAGUUUCUUGCGGUCGAUCGAUCGGCUAACAAGCUUUCGUCGCGCGUUCCUUUCAAGUGCACAGCCUUAAACGGAAAUCGUGGCGACGGACUGAUCGUCGCGGGUGAAAGGAAGACCUGGUGAUCGAAACCACACUUUUUUUUUCAAAAAUAUUUCGUCUCCGUGGAAAAAAUCAGUCGUGCCGCGAUUUUUGCUGCGUCGAAACGAUUACUGACGACAGACUGCGGACGCCGGUCGGAUAUUGCUGAGUUUGGAUAUUCAUGAGCGUCCUAUGGCUCGCGGCGUUGUCGCGAACCGGGUAUUAGAUAGAUCAACGCUUGAAUGAAAGCAAGCGAAUGUGAAUUUUAGCUCGAGGAUGGAAGCUUUUGUCGUUUGAAGGACGUUGCAAACAAUUAAGAUUCGAAGAGCGUUCGACGAAACUGCACCUCCCGAAGAUAACGUGUAAUUGCAAAUGUGAAAUUGUAUUGCAAUACAUGUACACUUGCAGAUAAUACAGAGUUACGAAUUGUGUUUCCACGCGUUUCUCUCUAUACAGCGUGUCCGUUCUCGUCGUACAAGCAAAAUUAUCACGUUUCAUCGCUAGGAAAAGAAUAUAAUUGUAGGUGUCGUGUAACGUACACCCGUUGAGUCACACAUUGUAUUAUUAUUUGCCGUGCCUGUCUCCUUCGAGCUAAUCGCAAUAUCGAUUGUAAUCAAUUACGCAGGCACAUGUAAGUUUAGUUCAGGACGAAAAUAAACCAAACUGUACUUUCUUCGAACGUGAGUUUGUAGGAUGAAGAGCUCUCUGUACGAUCGCAACGUAUUCACUUGAAACAGGAGCAAAUCGAAAUUACCUUCAAAGGUGUUGCAAUCGUGCGGUGGUGAUCGAUCGAGCAUUUACAAGAAUGGAAAGCAUGGAGGAGCGGUCUCCGCUGCUGGAGAGGAAAUUAAGCACCUCGACGAAAAUCGCCUAUGCUUUGGGACAUAUUUUCAAUGACCUAACUGCCGCCAUGUGGUUCUCUUAUACCCUCAUCUACUUUCAAAGGGUAGCUCUACUGGAGCCGAUCGUUGCCGGCGCUCUCUUACUUUUAGGCCAAAUCAUAGACGCAUUUAUGACACCAAUCUUCGGAAUAUUGGUCGACCGGUAUCUGAAGAAGAAGAUCUGGCACAUAAUCGGUUCAGUGAUGAUCACGCUGUCGUUUCCAGUGAUCUUCGGUGGUUUUAGCAAACCGUCAAACGCAGGCAUCAUGCUCGUCUACGUCCUCAGCAUCGCCGUGUUUCAAACUGGCUGGGCAGCUGUGCAGAUAUCACACUUGUCCAUGAUUCCGGCGUUAACGGAUUCACUGCUGGCACGAGCAGAUUUAACUGCAAUAAGGUAUUCCGCUCAAGUUGGUGCAGCUGUCGCGGUGUUCGUCGUUACGUGGAUAGUUCUACCCACAAACGAAGGAGCAAUGAUGCGAUUGGCUGAGCAGGACAGUUAUAAAUUUAGAAAUAUCGUGUUGACUUUGACGUCCAUCGGCCUGGCGGCCACUGUGCUCUUUCACGUAUUUUUAAAAGGGAAUCUCUUAGAGAAUUCCGAUCCGCGCAAAGGGAACGUCGAAGAAGCUAGAAGACUGUUCGAUAAUCCUCAAAACGAUCGGACAAUCUCCUGGGUCAGUACGUCAAUUUUACUAAGAGUAGCCAUGCUGUACGUAGCCAGCAGACUCUUCAUCACGUUGGCAACUGUGUACUUGCCAUUGUACAUAGAAGAAACUGACGCGAAUGGAAAAGAAGCGCUUGCCACCGUUCCGUUGGUCUCUUACUUAUCCUCGUUCGUCGCCGCUUUGUUGCUGAAGUAUAUCAACAAGUCGUGCGGGACAAAGGCGUGUUAUUUGUUAGGCACUUUAAUUGGAAUUCUCUCCGCUGUAAUUACCAAAUAUGGUGGCAAUUCGACGGCAAUUAUAUACAUUGUCGCGAUCCUAAUAGGGAGUGGAAGCUCGAUUACAAUGGUCACAGCAUUGAGCGUGACGGCAGAAAUAAUUGGUCCACGAACGGAGCGGAGCGCCGUCGUCUAUUCGAUCGUGACUUUCCUCGACAAAGUCGUUACAGGCCUGGUGGUCAUUUCUAUCGAGAGAUGGAGGUGCACGGAACCAGCGUUCUGUCCAAAUUACAACAGAGACACUCUGGCUCUCGUUUGCGUCCUCUCCAUGUCUUUGGGACUCGUUACGUUGUUUUCAAUUUCGCGAUGUUUAACAUAAGGAAAUCCCAUCUCCGUAGCCAAAGCUGCUUUCAUUUUCGUAUUUUCGCACUUACGUUUACGUUUACUACACGCAGAAAAAAAAAAAUCAAACCCUCUUGACAAUGUGGAAAGGUUAUGUGGAACGUUUGAGAAGAAUAAAGAAAGAGAACCUA